Molecule: messenger RNA, 4147 nt
Organism: Homarus americanus (American lobster)
Lineage: Eukaryota; Metazoa; Arthropoda; Malacostraca; Decapoda; Nephropidae
Exons: 4
Coding region: 199-2175 (658 amino acids)
Source: RefSeq, a predicted model, not a curated record
UGACACUUUGUAAACAAGUCCACCUCAUUGAUCAAGACAAAACGAAGGUUGAAUUAAUCGUUUAUAUUUUAAUGUCACAGUGCUGUGAGAUGGGUCAUGAGCCACUGAUCAAGGUGUCUGUGCCCCCAACAUGACCCUGAGAAGGUGCAGUUCCCCAGCACUCAGCACCAAGACCAGUAAACAGUGACAGCAACAGUCAUGGAGUCACAGCUGCCUGGUCCUCGCACCACACCAAAAACACUGCAGGAGCUUGUGAUCCUCCAACUGGCCCAGAGGCUUCUUGACAAUGUUGUUCCUCCAAGUCUGAAGAAGGAGUACCUGCCUUUUAUGAAUAUGUUUGAUCACCUGCAGUUGUCCACCACAAAUUCCCACAUGAACCUUGUUGAGGCUUCAGCAAGUUGCAAGCUUUGUAGGUUUACUGAAGAGGGAUUAGGUGCCCUUAAUAGCUGUGAUACCACCAUAGACGAUAUUAUCUUGGCAGGGGAAGAACACUGUGAACAUCUAUUAGGUAAAAAGAAACUUUUGCUGGAACACAUGGUGAAGGUGAAGCAGUGGUGGGAUGAUGAGGGAUGGUUUGGGAAACAGGAAUCAAAACUCCGCACGCUGCUUCGGGGCGGCUGUUCUUACACGCUGGAGCUCCUCAGUCAACAGUGUGUGUGCCCGAUACUCAUCCUUACACUCGAACUGAUGUUCUCCACAAAAGCUGGGUUUAGUAAGAUCGAGAAACCACACCCACACCCCUACCAUAUAGUUGAUAACUUAAAUGGUUUUCUUUUAAACCUUCAACCUUUUGGAAUAGAAAAAUUAUAUACAGGUGAGUUACAGUUUGAUUGCCCAUCUCUCAUAGGUACUAUCUGUAAACUUUCUCCCCGUUUAAAGUGGAUACAUUUGAAAAUAGAGUUUGCUAAGGGAAGUGUUUUACAGGAGAUAGGACACACUGCCCCCAACAUUGAAACUGUCAUUAUUGCCGUCAGAGAAUGUGAACUGUAUGAGACAACAUCCUGGACCGUAGAGAUUGUCAUUAUGGGCGGUCAGGGCCUCGAGGAGAACUUGUACGCUGGGUUUUUUGACGGUCUGGACAAAAUUGCCGUAAAUCAUAAAAUUCAGAAUGGUGAAAAUUUAAAACUUUCUUUCCCAAAAUUGAAAUACAUUGAUGUAGGAAGUCAUCGAGAUGUGAGGGAGUUCCUACACCACCUCUUAUACUCUUACCCUGACAUCAAAAGCAUUACCUGUGACUCAGAAAAUUGGGUUCUCAGCAAGUAUUCUAUUGACUUUCCUGUCAUAACUCCUUCUACUUUAGGCAAUGGUCCAAUAUCCCUACAAGGACGAACGGUCACGUACAACCUGAGAGACAUGAGCUUUUCUUCAUUUUGUCUUGCUUCAAAGCUUCAUGAUAUUAUUGCAAGGUUCAGGAAGUUGGAGCAUGUUAGUUUACAUUUAUUGAAAGGGCCAUGGAAGAUUAAGUCAACUAGUGAAAAUGCUAAGGAGUUACUCACUACAAUUAGUUGCCAAUAUUUAACAAUAUGUGUUGAUGUGUACAUGAGCAAAGAGGAUUUACUGAGUCUGUACACACCGUCGCUUCAUACAAUUGGUUCUUCCCUUAAGAUCUUACAGUUUCACCUCACCAAUGAAGUGAAUGUUGGAGUUUUGUGUCAGCUCAUCAACAUGUGUCCGUGUGUGGAAGAGUUAUCCUUAGUAACAUCGUGUGAGAGGUGUGAAGUUGAAGGAGAGGACGAUCGAGAGAUUCGCUUAAAUGAGCUAAAACACCUGAAAUGUUUAAGUGUUUCUAGUCAGUAUAAUGUUACUAAUGCUCUUUAUGUAUUGUCAUGCAAACUUAUCCUCUCUGCCACAAACUUAACCACUUUAGAGCUUGAUCUUGGUGGGAAGAAAGACUUGGUAGAUUGGCUGCUCAAGAUUGCCACGAGUGGGGAUCUUGCUAGGCUGAAGAUCUUUCGCCUAAAUUUUCCGGAAUGUAAUUUGCACAAAGUGGUAAUGACCGACUUCCUCUUGUCAUUGAUAAAUGCUAUGCCUCGGCUCUCGUGCUUAAUGGUAGGCAGCGUCUGUUACUGUGUUUUAAACGCAGUGAGAGCGAGGUAUCGGUGGUCUAAGUUGAGGAUUAUCUGGAGGUCUUCAUCGUAUGUGGCGUUCAGAAAUCUUUCUUCCAGAUGUUGUUGAAGAGAUAUACUUUAUUUUUAUUUUUUAUAUAUGUUUGUAAAUGAAGGACACACACACACACACACACACACACACACACACACACACACACAUACAUACAUACAUACAUAUAUACACACACAGGGUGCACCAUAAGUUCCUUUCUUUAAGACAUUGCACAGAAUGGAAGAAAUAAACACUAAAAAAAUAACGAUCAGCAUCGCAUAGAAUAAAAAAAAAGGCUAAACGGUUUGCUUUUUUUUUUUUGUGAAUCCCAUUUUCUGUGCAGUAUUCUUUAUAAAGUGACUUAUACCACAGCCUGUAUAUACUGUACUGUAUAGUGAGUAUUGUACAUUUAUUUCACUCUUGUAAACCAUUAUAACAGGGUGGCCAAGAGAAACACAGCUGCAUGUGUUUUACUGUGAUGUAUAAAUAAGAUAUUGAAGCUCUCAGUACAGUGAGUUGACUUAAACUAGACAUUGUUAGUGGGUAGUAGUGGUGGCUUCUGGUCACAUGUGUCAGAGAGGGACGUGGAUGCUAAAGGAAAGUGAGUAAAUGAGGAGUCUACACUGAAGGUAACUCAUGAGGCAGAUACAAACAACUGAUCCAUUUAAUAAGAAACUUGAUCUUACUUUAGCAACGGAAGAAUUUGUGACCUGAGUGAAUAAAAUACAUCAUUCUUUGUUUAUUGUGUCGUUAUUGUAAUGUAUUUUGUUUAUGGUACAAAUAUUAUUACCUGCCUCAGUAACUUAUAAUUCAUGAAGUGUCAUUGUACAGUAAUAUGGUAAUAAAGAUAUAUUCACUGUAUCUAGAUUAUGUAACCCAUGACCAGCAAGAGAGUGUGAUGGGGCACUAUGAUGGGGCAGGACACUAUGAUGGGAUGGGGCACUAUGAUGGGGCAGGACACUAUGUUGCGAUGGGGCAGGACACUAUGAUGGGGCAGGACACUAUGAUGGGGCAGAACACUAUGAUGGGACGGGGCACUAUGAUGGGACAGGACUCUAUGUUGCGAUGGGGCAGUAAGAUGUAACAGCUAGUGGUUAUGGGGAUCAUUCUUACCUGUAUAUAAACAUUCCAUACCUGUGUCAAGUUAUACAUAAUGCUGUAAUAUAUCCUGAUGUCUUGAUAAGGUUAAGAGACAAGGUUUAUGACCACUUGUAUACAGGUCUCCUCUAUGAUGAAUACAUGUAUCUUGCUUUAACCAAAUAGAAUAUUAAAUGUGGCAUCCCUGUAGUGAAGGGGUUAGUGCACUCAGGUGAAGGAGGAGGGUGGAGCCGAGCACAACAGAUAUAGGUGUGGGGUGCUUGGUCCCCCUAGAUGAGCCUUCAGAUGUGCACCCCUACUGAUUUUUGAUUACCUUAUGUAAACUGUGGAUUAAUAUACUGUGCUGUGCUGUACCGUGCUGUAAUGUGCUGUGAGAAUUCAUGCAGUCCAUAUGUAACUGUAUACUGUACUGUGGCUUCAUAACUGCACUCAUGGUAAUAACCCGUGUGUUUUAUCAGUACACAAACACAGUGAAGGUAAUGUUAUUGAAACACAACUUUUUUAAGGUUUAUUUUUGAAGUCCUGUGGUCCAUAACAGUUACUUAUUAACAAACAUAAUCCGUUCACUUUUCUUAACUUUUAUUCACUUUUGUUCACUUUUCUGAAAUUUUUGUCGUUGUUUUUACUUUGGAAUGUUUAUGACAACCUAAAUUGCCUUUUGUUGUUAUCUCUCUUUUAUUUAUCACAUUCAACAAUGUUCUCAUAACAACUACUGUACUGUGUUUAAGGCAUAACAAGGUUAAUAUAGUUAUCACAACAACUACUGUAAUGUGUUUAAGCCAUAACUAAUUACAUGAGUCCAUCAAUAAUAAAAGAACUCUCACCACAGUACCUGAGCUAACCUGUUGUGGUACAGCAACUGGUGGUCACUGUGGGGUCAACCUGCCCAGAUGAUGUACACACUAUAUAUUUUUUGUAUUCUAAGUGGAAAUAAAUCUCUUUGCUCCUG